Molecule: messenger RNA, 377 nt
Organism: Leptopilina boulardi
Lineage: Eukaryota; Metazoa; Arthropoda; Insecta; Hymenoptera; Figitidae
Exons: 2
Coding region: 30-377 (115 amino acids)
Source: RefSeq, a predicted model, not a curated record
CAAGGAAAGAGGACGUCAUUUCCAACCUCAUGAAUAUAUUCCAUAAAAACCUUUUCAAUCUACGAUCACCAAAAACAGGUUUUGUUUCGCCUCAUGCUUCCGGGUCUGUUCCACACACAUCUACACCGAAGGCACACGAGAAUGAUUCAUCUGUAUUUAUCAUUUCGGAACAAAUCGAAGAAAGUGAUAUAAAGAUGAGGGAUUCCAAUCGAUUGAACCAAGAUCAGCUAUUUAUGGACAGUCAAGGAAACAAAGACAAACAAGAACACGACGGAGAAAGAACAACUAAACGAAAACGUACCACAGAGACACCCGAGAGAGAUGAACUUGAGCAGAGAGAUGCGGCAAAAGAAAAACAAAUUCCAAACCAAAUCUAA